Messenger RNA from Aureobasidium subglaciale EXF-2481, 5214 nucleotides. RefSeq lists its product as uncharacterized. The record is from RefSeq and is a predicted model, not a curated record. Gene Ontology annotation, biological process: DNA-templated transcription. Gene Ontology annotation, molecular function: DNA-directed RNA polymerase activity; DNA binding. The coding region runs from base 1 to 5214 and encodes 1737 amino acids. Gene Ontology annotation, cellular component: RNA polymerase I complex. NCBI's taxonomy places the organism in Eukaryota, Fungi, Ascomycota, Dothideomycetes, Dothideales, Saccotheciaceae. The transcript has 2 exons.
AUGAAUAUCUCGCAACCUGUAUCGUCGCAGAUUGGCGGCGUCGAGUUCGCCUUUCUGCCGUCGGACGAGAUCCGCGCCUUGUCCGUCAAGCGCAUCACCAACCCUACCACAUUCGACACCCUGUUGAACCCUGUCCCCGGUGGUCUCUACGAUGCUGCUCUCGGAAACUUCGGCGACAACUCAUGUACCACCUGUAAUCUGAAGUUCGGCUGCCCCGGUCACUGCGGUCAUAUUGAGCUUCCCGUUCACGUCUACAACCCUACUUUCAUGGACCAAUGUUUGCGUCUGCUGCGCGCAAAAUGUAUCUAUUGCCACAAGCUCAAGAUGUCUCGUGCAGAGGUCAAUCGCUUUGUCUGCAAGCUUACCCUUGUCAAGUACGGCCUCUUGAAGGAGUGCUACGAUGUCGACGAAAUCACCCUCUCCACCUCCGCCUCGAGCGCAAAGGCCGACAAGGACGAUUCGGACGACGAGCAGGACGCCGACACCAAGGGCAUCAUUGCCCGCCGAAACGCUUUCGUCAAGAACGCUAUCAAGCAGGCUGGCUUCAGCAAGAAGCGCAAUGACUGGGCCGAUACCAAAAUCGAGGCUGUCGCAAAUGAGAGGCGUGCCAUUGUCAAGGAAUUCCUCUACGCCAUCACAAAGAGCAAGAAAUGCAACAACUGCAAUGGUAUCUCACCCACGUACCGAAAGGAUCGUUUCGUCAAGAUCUUCAGAAAACCUUUGUCCGAGAAGGACAGAAUCACUAUGGUCCAGGCAGGCUUCAAGGCUCAGGACCCUUUGCUUCUGAUGAAGAAGAAGCGCGAGGCUCAGGCUAAAAAGCAGGGUCUUGCUCAGGACGAAGCUGUCGCAGACCUCGAGGACUCGCCCGUAGAGUCAGAAGGAGAAGGAGAAGACAUCUCGAUGCUCGACAUCGAGCAAGAGGUUGCAGGAGGAAACGCGUUGGAAACCGAGACAGCAACAACGACUUCCAAGGCUGACAAGGAGGAGAAGCAAAGCUAUCUGAACGCAGGCCAAGUACACGCACACCUUGUCCAGCUGUUCGAGCAAGACGCAGAGGUUCUGGGCAUGAUUUACACUCCUCGCUCAAGAGGCCGCAGAGGCGCUCCUCUGAGUGCCGAGAUGUUCUUCAUCAAGGACCUGGUUGUUCCCCCUAACAGAUUCAGACCCGAAGCCAGAACUGGUGCCGACGAGAUUGCCGAAGCCCAGGAGAACUCCCUCUACAAGAACAUCAUCAACGUUUGCGACCAGAUGACACAGAUCCACAAGGAGCUCAACGGCCUCCUCCAGAACGAGUACGCUAGACGGCCGAGGAACUACGCCGACUUCCAGGACGCUUGGAUUCGUCUCCAGGAUGGUGUCAACUCACUUCUGGAUCGUGACCGCAACCCUGUACAAGGUGGCGCUGGCAAGAGAAACGAAGAUGGUAUCAAGCAGCGUUUGGAAAAGAAGGAGGGUCUGUUCAGAAAGAACAUGAUGGGAAAGCGUGUCAACUUCGCUGCCCGUACCGUCAUUUCGCCUGACCCGAACAUCGAGACCAACGAGAUUGGUGUGCCACCUGUGUUCGCCCUAAAGCUGACCUACCCUGAACCCGUCAACGAUCACAACUACAACGACCUCAGACAAGCUGUCAUUAACGGACCUUACGUCUGGCCAGGUGCUGUUGCCAUCGAGAACGAGAAUGGCCAAGUCAUCAACUUGCAGAUCAAGAACGCCGAAGAGCGUACCGCCCUUGCCAAUCAACUUCAAGCUCCCUCAAGCACCAAUGUCAGUGGUGUGAAGACCAAGAAGGUUCAUCGCCAUCUGAACAAUGGUGAUAUUGUCAUUAUGAACAGACAGCCCACACUUCACAAGCCCUCGAUGAUGUGUCAUAGAGCUCGCGUUCUGCCUGGCGAGAAGACUCUGCGUAUGCACUACGCCAACUGUAACACCUACAACGCCGAUUUCGACGGUGACGAGAUGAACUUGCACUUCCCUCAAAAUGAGCUUGCCAGAUCCGAAGCUAUCAGCAUUGCUGAUAACGAUCAUCAAUAUCUAUCAGGAACCGCUGGAAAGCCCCUUCGUGGUCUGAUUCAAGAUCACAUUUCGAUGGGUGUCUGGUUGACUAACCGCGACACAUUCUUCGGCCGUGAGGACUACCACCAACUGCUGUACGCCGGUCUCAGACCAGAGAACAACCACACUACUUCGGGACGUGUCGAAACUGUGCCACCUGCUAUCAGAAAGCCUUACCCGCUCUGGACCGGUAAGCAGGUCGUCUCAUCUGUUCUCAAGAACCUCACCCCUGAGGACUUCCCCGGACUCACCAUGACCUCCAAGUCGUCCACUGCUGCUAAGCAGUGGGGUACCAACUCAGAGGAACAGGUCAUCAUAUUCAAGGACGGUGAACUGCUCUGCGGUAUUUUGGACAAAGCACAGAUAGGACCAAGUGGUGGCGGUGUCGUCAACGCUAUCUACGAAGCUUACGGGCAUACUAUUGCUGGAAAGCUCAUGAGUGUUCUCGGUCGUCUCUUGACCAAGAUGCUCCACAUGCGCGCCUUCUCAUGUGGUGUUGAAGAUCUUAUCUUUACUCCUGAGGGCGAGAGCAUGAGAAGAGAAGCCCUCAGCAAGUCAAACGCUGCUGGUCUCGGAACUGCUGCCAAGUACGUCUCUCUACAAAGCGAGAGCCCAGACUCCAAUGAUCCCGAGUUGCGUAAGCGUCUCGAAGCAGUCCUCCGCGAAGACGGAAAGCAAGCUGGUCUUGAUACUGUUAUGAACCAAGCUACUGCAAAGGUUUCAGGUGACGUUACAAGUACCUGUCUGCCUGCUGGUCUGGUCAAGCCUUUCCCCAAGAACCAAAUGCAAGCCAUGACUGGUUCCGGAGCCAAGGGCUCUGGUGUCAACGCCAACCAGAUCUCUUGUAACCUUGGUCAACAGGUUCUGGAAGGACGCAGAGUCCCCGUCAUGGUCAGUGGUAAGACUUUGCCUUGCUUCAAGCCUUUUGAGACAAGUGUCAGAGCAGGCGGUUACAUCGUUGAUCGUUUCUUGACUGGUGUCAGACCUCAAGAAUACUACUUCCACGCCAUGGCUGGAAGAGAAGGUUUGAUUGAUACUGCUGUCAAGACCUCCAGAUCCGGAUACUUGCAGAGAUGUUUGAUCAAGGGUAUGGAGGGUCUUAAGUCUGAGUACGACACCACGGUUCGCGAUGCCGAUGGAUCCAUCAUCCAAUUCAUCUACGGUGAAGAUGGUCUAGAUGUUGGCAAGGCCAAGUACCUUUCAGACUUCAAGUUCAUCGCCGAGAACCACAUGUCCAUGUUCCACAACCUUGGCAUCAAGUCGGAGUUCGGCCGUAUCAUGAGCGUCGAGGCUUCUGAGUACAACAGGAGUGCCGAAAAGAAAUACAGGAAGACCGGCGAUCUUGGAGCCAGUGACCCUGCUCUGUCGAUCUACUCACCCGCACGCUUCGCUGGUAGCACGUCUGAGAAACUCAUGCGCGAUGCCAAGAAGUACAUUGACGAAAACCCCGACAAGCUCAUCAAGGACAAGAAGCGCAACAUUGAAGGUGUCUCUGGCUUAACUAAGAAGAGUCUCCAGGCCAUCAUCGACGUUCGUUACCUCAAGUCGAUCGUCGAGCCUGGUGAGGCUGUCGGUGUUGUUGCUGGUCAGUCAGUUGGCGAGCCCUCUACACAGAUGACACUCAACACUUUCCAUUUGGCUGGUCACGCUGCAAAGAACGUCACACUUGGUAUUCCUCGUCUGCGUGAAAUUGUCAUGACAGCCAGUGCCACAAUCGGUACGCCUACCAUGACUCUGCACAUCAACCCUGAGAUCACCAAACAGCAAAGCGAACAGUUUGCCAAAGGUAUUAGCAGACUUAGUCUCGCUGAGACUCUUGAGAAGGUCUCGGUCACCGAGAAGAUUGGAAGAGGUGUCGCCUAUGAGCAGGCCAAAUCCUACACCGUCCGCCUGCAAAUGUAUCCCUCUGAGGAGUACACCAAGGAGUACGCUAUCACUGUCGAGGAUGUUGCUCGCACCAUCGAGACCAAGUUCCUUCCCAGACUCCAGGCCAUCGUACGCAAGGAGCUUAAGAAGAAGGGCGACCAGAAGACCCUCAAAAAGUCUGAUGCCAUGCCCGAGAUUGGCGAGUCUGCCGGUACUAUCGAGCAAGAAUCUGGACGCCCCGAGGGUGAACGCGAGGGUGGCGACGACGACUCUGACAACGAGGGCGAUGACGACGCUACUCGUGACAAGGCCAAGUCAAACAAGACUCAAGGCGGUUACGAUGAUCCCGAUGACGAGGAAGAGGCUAUCGUAGCUCGUGGUCGUCGUGAGACUACACCUGAGGAGCAAGAAGACGAGGGCUUCGUUGGCAGCCCCAACACUUCCGACGACUCCGACUCCGACAUGGAUGACGCCGAAGCCAGCAUCAAGAAGGUUGCUUACAACUCAAAGGAGCGUGAGGAACGCAUCAAGAGCAACAAAUACACCAACGAUGUCUCAGCAUUCAAAUUCGACGACAAGACUGGUGCAUCAUGCACCUUCACCAUCGAAUAUGCUGCAGAGACCGCCAAGCUUCUCAUGCUCAACUUGGUGGAGAACUGUGCUCGCGACGCUCUCAUUCAAUCAGUUCCUGGCCUUGGUGCCUGCACGGUGAUGGAGGAAAAGAACUUCCUGGACAUGAACACUGGCAAAGAAAGCGAUGUCGAUGUGAUUACGACUGAUGGUGAGAACCUUAUGGCCAUGCGCACCUACCAGGACGUUUUGAACCCCAACCGUUUCUUCACCAAUGACAUCGCUGCCAUGCUCCGCUUGUACGGUGUAGAGGCUUGCCGUGCGUCCAUCGUCCGCGAGGUAUCUGGUGUCUUCGGUGGUCACGGUAUCAGUGUUGACCAGCGCCACUUGAACCUCAUCGCCGACUACAUGACCCGUGGCGGUGGCUACCAAGCCUUCUCCCGUCAAGGUAUCAAGGGCAACACUUCGCCGUUCAUGAAGAUGAGUUUCGAGACCACUGUUGGCUUUCUUCGCGAUGCAGUCAUGGAGGAAGACUUCGACGACCUCAGCGGUCCCUCCGGGCGUAUUGUCGUCGGCAAGAUUGGAAGAAUUGGUACUGGUGGCUUCGAUGUCAUGAUGCCUGUGCUCCAGGUGUCAAGUCCUGCUAACGAAGAUGUGGAGAAGAACGGCGAUGUCAUGGCCGUUGACCAAAGCAGCGAGAGCGAAGAUGAGAGCGACGACGAGUAG